UCAAAAGCCAUGGAAAAUCCGAACGUACUCUUUUAAAGAGGUGGUGCGUUCAGAGGGAGUCAGUUAUUCUGAGGAAGGAGGAAACGCUGAUGAAAAACAAACCCAACACACGGUCUCAAUGGACUGGGCUGUACUCUUAAUACUGCAAGUCAUGCUUCAGCCAGCAUUUUCAGUCUUGUUCACUGUUGAGGCAGAGCAAACUAUGUACCAGUCAGAGUAUGGAGGGGAUGUUGUCAUGGGCUGCAAAUUUCAGCCAAUACCAUCCAAUUCUCAUUCUGGAAUGACAGUGAGCUGGGACCGGGUCUCCUCUUCCCCCAUGACUCGUGUGGUGUACCAGAUAAAAGAUGGAGUGGAGCACUUGGAAUCUCAAGAUCCAGCGUAUCAAGGCCGAGCAAGUCUUCUCACGGAUGGACUGGAAAAAGGCUGGGCCAAGCUGAAGGUGUCCAAGCUCGGGAUCAGUGACUCUGGAACCUAUCGAUGCAUUGUACGAACAAAUGAUGGAUUUGAUUACAAAACCAUAAGUCUGUCCGUUAUUGCUCCUUAUAAAACGGUGACUAAACACAUCCAGAAGACUGCAGAGGGGGAUGGGGUGCUGCUAACCUGCCAGUCUGAAGGAUACCCAGAGUCUGAGGUUCUGUGGCAUAAUGGACACCUCCAGAGUCUCAAGCCCAACACCACAUCUGUAUCAACAGCUGAGCAGCUUUACAAAGUCACCAGUCAGAUCCAUGUCACAUCAUCUGACAAAAACAACUACACUUGUAGCUUUGGAAAUGGUGGUGCCUCUGCAACGUUUCAUAUUCCAGAUGAAAUGCCUCAAGCAAAAAACGAUGCUAUUGUUGUCAGCUUGUGCUUUUGUGUGAUUCUGGUCGCCAUGGUCAUUAUUAUAGUGUUGUUAUAUCGACGAAAAGAGUUCAUUACUGCAAACACUCCUAACACCAGGAACCAACUGGUUGACAAUCUGAGAAGAGUCUUUUCAUCUGCUGCAUGCUUUCAAAAAUGCACAGUAAGCGAUGAAGAAAGAACUAAAUUUAAUACAUACGACCAAACUGAUCUGGAGGCCAUUCUGAAAAAUCAUUACUCCAAGGUGAUGGAGACAGAGAGGUGGAACCAGUGGGAGGUGUUCUGUGUAGAGGAGCUGCUUCACAGGCUGCAGAACAAUAACAGUCAACCAGCAAAACUUCAAGAUUUGCUCCCAGAUGAUGGAGAAAUACUGUUUCUUGAGGGACCCCCAGGAAGUGGGAAGACCACCAUAGCUCACAUCCUGGUUUCUUCUUGGACUGAAGGACCUACACGUGUUCUCCCUAACCUCCCUGACCUCAGCAGCCUUCAUCUUCUCUUAUAUGUCGACUGCAGCAGAGUGAAAGGAGACUUGUUUCAGGAAAUAACCACACAACUUUCACUUGCGGGGAGAGUUUCAGUGGAGAAUGAGCUGAGGACGAUGUUAACCAGUGAAGCACUGCUGCUUUUGGAUGGUUACAAAGAGGGAAACCACUUAUUUGAUGAAUCUCUGAAGAGGUUUCUGUGUGAUAGAGGGGGAUGCAGGGUGCUGGUCACCGCCUGCCCGGGACACUGUCCCAUCCUGAGGGAGACCGUGGGGACAGUAAGACUGAAGAAGCUCCAAAUGCAAACUCAGAAGUACUGAGGACGCAGAUAUUUCUGUUGAAUAGAAAAAUGAGCAUUUGUUACACUUUUAUAACACUGUAGUAUUUGUAUAAGAUGUUUUGCCUAAAUGAAUAUUCUAUUUUGUAUAAGCUGUGAAAUGUAGUUAAUUGUACAAAAAGCCAAUGCAGUAAAGGCCGGUCUUUUAUUUUUUCC
Sphaeramia orbicularis (orbiculate cardinalfish) is the source of this 1815-nucleotide messenger RNA. Its product is annotated as butyrophilin subfamily 1 member A1. Gene Ontology annotation, cellular component: external side of plasma membrane. The record is from RefSeq and is a predicted model, not a curated record. The transcript has 10 exons. Lineage: Eukaryota; Metazoa; Chordata; Actinopteri; Kurtiformes; Apogonidae. Bases 119 to 1642 code for a protein of 507 amino acids. Gene Ontology annotation, biological process: negative regulation of T cell proliferation; cellular response to lipopolysaccharide; immune response.